AUGGACCAGAAGAUCACAGUUCACGAUAUUCAUGAGCCAAAUACUGGAACUUGGCAAUAUGUCGUCGCAGACCCGUCUACUAUGAGCGCGGCCAUUAUCGAUUCCGUCUUGGACUUUGACCCUGCCUCCGCCAGCAUCAGUACGAAAAGCGCAGAUGGUUUGCUCGCUUUAAUUAAAGACAAGGGCUACAAAGUAGACCUGAUUCUGGAGACACACGCCCAUGCCGAUCACCUCACUGCCGCAGCAUACUUGCAGGACCAGCUUGGAAAAAGUCAAGGCUCUCGACCCGAAAUAGGCAUUGGCAAGCGCAUAGCCGAGGUGCAAAAGCGAUUCGGGGAUCGGUACGGCGUCAAAAAGGACGACUAUGAAAAUGCUUUUGAUAGGCUAUUUGAGGACGAGGACGAGUUCAAGAUUGACAACAUCUUUUGCGGCGACUCCCUUUUCAACGCCGACGUCGGUUCCGCGCGCUGCGACUUCCCCGGCGGCGAUGCGACGCAGCUGUAUAACUCGGUGCAGAAACUGCUCAGCCACGGACCGCAUGUCAAGAUAUGGACUGGACAUGACUACCCGCCCGAGGCCAGGGCUGGUCGUGCCAUCUCGGCCAUGACGGUCAGCCAGCAGCGGGAACAGAACAAACACCUCAAAGACGGGACCUCGCAGGACGAGUUUGUGACUUGGAGGAGCGAGAGAGACGCCACCUUGAAAGAACCGCGCUUGAUUCACUAUGCUUUACAGAUUAAUAUCAGGGCAGGACGACUGCCGAAGCCGACGACAACGGGCGAUCGAUUGGUUCAUGUACCGUUGAAAAGUCCAUUUUAG
Molecule: messenger RNA, 819 nt
Organism: Metarhizium brunneum ARSEF 3297
Lineage: Eukaryota; Fungi; Ascomycota; Sordariomycetes; Hypocreales; Clavicipitaceae
Source: RefSeq, a predicted model, not a curated record